Fibroporia radiculosa is the source of this 1056-nucleotide messenger RNA. RefSeq lists its product as uncharacterized. The record is from RefSeq and is a predicted model, not a curated record. The transcript is spliced from 8 exons. Bases 1 to 1056 code for a protein of 351 amino acids. NCBI's taxonomy places the organism in Eukaryota, Fungi, Basidiomycota, Agaricomycetes, Polyporales, Fibroporiaceae.
AUGUCAACUUCAAGGGUCGCGAUCUCUCUGACUGGUGCUACAGGCUACAUCGGCGGAUCCGUGCUCACCCGCCUCCUCCAUCACCCCAGCGCUGCCACGUUCGACAUUACCGUCUUUGUUCGAUCUGCAGAGAAGGCCAAGUUGUUAGAAGAGAAAUUUGGUGUCAAAGCUGUCGUCGGGACACACGCUGAUUCUGAUAAGCUCGAAGCGUUUGCAGAGCAGUCGCAUGUCAUCUUCUCAUGUGCUGACUCAGACAAUCUUCCUGCGAUACAAGCGAUACUACGUGGGUUGCGUAAGAGACAUACUGCAACUGGAGACGUUCCUAUUCUCAUCCACACGUCCGGAUCAGGUACCGUCUGCGAUAUGGCCGGUGGCAUGUUCAUAUCGGAGACCAUAUACUCCGAUAUGAAUGUCGACCAGAUCAAGUCCAUUCCCCCCACAGCGCCACACCGGGCGCUGGAUCUCGCGAUUGUGGACGCAGAUACCCAAGGUUAUGCUCGGACAUAUAUCGUCCUGCCCUCUGCCAUCUAUGGUAUUGCGUCAGGACCCUUAGUUGAUGCGGGGAUAUCAAAUCCGUUCUCCAUUCCGAUUCCUGUCGUCGUUCGAAUCGCAUUUGCCAGGGGAGAGAUGGGCAUGGUCGGUGCGGGAAAGAAUUCGUGGUCAAAUGUCCACAUCGACGACCUGACGGAGCUAUACAUUAGAAUCUUUGACGGGGCCACGAAAGACAAGGAGAGUAUAGGCCACGGCUGGGAAGGAUUCUACUUUGGCGAGAAUGACGAACACCAGUCUCUCGAGUUGUGUAAGACCAUUGCACAAGUGCUUGCCGAGUUAGGGUUAGGCGGAUCAGGCGAGCCGACGACGUACAUAACGGGGGAGUUGACCAAAUAUGUGGGCUCCGAGGACAUUAGCCACUUUUUAGGAGCCAAUUCACGCUGCCGAGCAGAUCGCGGUCGUUCGAUUGGUUGGAAGCCGAGUAGGACGUUAGAGGAUUUGCUGAAGGGCAUCAAGCCCGAGGUGGAGGCACUGUGGAAGAAGCAGCUACAGGAUGGUGCGUAA